AUGAGAGGCUUAGAGGAGAGGGAGGAGGAGGAGGAUUGGGCGGUGAGGGUGGCUUUACGGGUGGUGAAGGAGGCGGUGCAGGAGGGGUGGUUGCAUGCUGGCAACAUGGCUCUGGUGCUGCUGCUGGCACAUGCGAGACGAGGGCUUCGAGAAGAGGCCGCCUCUCUCCUCCACUGCCUCUCACGUGCCAACAUCCCUGUACCGGGCGGCGCACUGCUAGACGUGCUGCGGGCAGCAGCAGCACACAGGCAGGCGGACUUUUUUGUCUUCUUGCUGCGGGAGUGGGUAGCGGCUGAUGUGACUGUAUUGGGUGGCCCGUGGGCCCUAGAGGAGGUGCUGCAGCUGCUGCUGCGCUGCAGACGACCUCACCAGGCCGUGUCGUGGUUCCGGCGGUGUCUGGGAGCACACCCGCACGCACCCCUUUCGCCAGCAGUGGUGCGAGUGCUGCUGCAUGCGCUGCAGAGGAGAAGCAUGUGGCACGAGAUGCUGGACGUGUUCGGGUCGCUACAACACUACCCGGGCUAUCAUGACAAGGUCAACUACACGACGGUCAUCCGCACGCUCCUCCACUGCCGCCAGCCAAAGCUCGCACUCACCCUUUUCCGAGACAUGCUCACAUCAGGGGUGCUUCAAUGCGACACCCACGGGCGGGUGCUGACAGGCCGUGGUAACGACGCCACCCAUGAGAGGCUGCUGCAGGCCGUGCGGCAUGCGGCUUGCCUGGUUGGUGAUAGAGAGGUGCUCGGCAUGGUGGGCGGUGCUGCUAUGGCUGCUCACAGCAAGACAAGGAGGGAGAGAUUCAGACCCGAUCCUCCUCCUGGGGUUGGGGAUGAGACAGACUCUUCUCCAAUGCCGAGUUCUCCUGAUGGCCAAAGCUUGUGA
Closterium sp. Naga37s-1 is the source of this 882-nucleotide messenger RNA. Lineage: Eukaryota; Viridiplantae; Streptophyta; Zygnematophyceae; Desmidiales; Closteriaceae. The record is from the annotation of a GenBank genome assembly.